CUGGAAUGGACAGAGACCGGGAAUGGACGGAUACCGGGAAACCGCAAAGAGGCCGGUGACCGGGAAAAUCGCCAGCCAAACGCGGAGGUCGGAGUCGGAGGCCGUGGAUUGAGACGGGCGGCGAGCUUCAACUCGGAGACUGGGCGGUCGGAGUCGGAGGCGACGAAGAAGACGAAGGGUCAGAGAGGACGAGGUUCGGAGGGCUGUGUGCGUCGAUUGUGUAGAUUAGGCGUCCAAAACAGAGGAGAAGAAAAGGCUAAAAUGACGGAGAAAUUGAAAGACAAGGAGAAAGAGGGUGAGCGAUGGACGGCCGGAAUUUCUAAUCUCACCGAGAUCUCGCAAAAUAUCGACUCUCUGCAGAGGCUGCUGAUUAAGAAAGCCGUUUACGUCGACGGUGAAACCUUCGCCAAAGCUUCCCUUAGCUCCCAGCAAGCCCGCACGAUCAAGGUACUUGAGCAGAGGGUGGAGACCUUAGAAAGGGAACUCGAUGCUGCCAUAUCGGCUGCUGCUCGUGCUCGUACUGAAAAACGUCAGGCUGAGGCAUCACAGAAGGCUGCUGAACUACGUGCCCUAGAAAUUACAAGAGAAUUGGAAAACACGACAAAAGUAUUUGGACUUCACAUGGAGGAGUUGCGCGCAAAGCAAGAGGAGAUUUCUAAACGGGAUAAAGAGAUAAAACUUCUUGAGGCUAUAAUACAGACACUUGGCGGCAGAGAGUCACUUUCGACAUAAGGCUAACUCCGACCAUGUUUACCUGCUUUUGUACAAUGCUAAACACGUAGAAAUUCGCGCAUAUACUAUGAUUAAUGAAUAUAUGCAUUCUGUGUAUCAAAAAUUUUCAAUUUCUUGGUUGUUGUUUCUUCCUUCCGUUUAUUGGCUGGCGUUUUUUAUUUGAGACAGAGUGAAAAUGAGUAUGUUUUCUGCCUAGUUUUAAAGCAUCAAAUCAGAUUGCAAAAUGUAUGGCAAAUAGAAAAUACUGACCCUAGUUUCCCCACAUUAAGCAAUUUUAAUGUGACUGGUGAAAAAAUUACUAUUGCAAGUCCUUGGACAUGUAAUGUGGUGUGUAAACGACGUUGACUGGCUCGUGCGACCUUGAAUCCGCACUCGACCGUGUUUGAUAAACCUGCAAUAGCGCUGGCACUGGGAGUAGUCACAGCGUAUUAGGUAAAUGGUGAACAAUU
Striga asiatica is the source of this 1181-nucleotide messenger RNA. Lineage: Eukaryota; Viridiplantae; Streptophyta; Magnoliopsida; Lamiales; Orobanchaceae. The record is from the annotation of a GenBank genome assembly.